GGUGUUAAACAUUUUGAGGCUCUUCCAAACACCAACCUGCCAGUCCCAAUGAUGGAAGCUUGGGUGGCCUGUGACUGGGAGCUGGUGCCCACAGGCUUGAAGGCCUUGGGUAACGAUAUUGAAGCACCAGUUGGCCAAGUGGAGAAGGGUGUUCAGGAUGCGCGCGGCUUCUUGGAAAAGAUUUGCAGCGAGUCACAGAGAAGACAAGUCAUUACGCAGGCAGAAGUUGAAGGGUUUCUUGCCUUAGCAUGCGCUGGAGAAGACGUGUGGCAGACCUUCCACCACGAUGAAAAGCUCCACGCACGAAGGCACAAGGAUCGUACCCUUGUCGGAGGAGCAAUCUUCGUUAAGGUCUCAGGUUAUUUUCCAGGGGUCACCGUGGACCACGUGGCUCACUGCUACAUGAACUUCAACGACCGUGCUGGCUGGGAUAGGCAGAUGGAUGGCUUCAAGGUGCUGCAGCAUGGCGAGGGCAAUGACCUCAUGCACACGGUACUUCACUCACCCCCAUUGUCGGAUCGUGACUUCUUGGUGUGGCACAUCGUUCUUCGCCACACCAAUGGAAAGGGCCUGAUGUUCUAUAGCCGGUCUGCAGACGACAGCUUCUAUCCUCCUGGUCGUGCAGUGAGGGCCAUGCAGUAUAUCGGUGCUCAUCAGUUGAUUCAAGAUUCAGGUGGGGUGACCUUUACCACAAUCACUGCAGUCGAGCCUUACAUCCCGUUUCUCCCAAGGUGGGUGAUGAGCCUUUUGCUGCCGUCUGAGUUCAAGCGUUGGCGGAGUUCUGUGUUGCGACGUUGCAGCGAGCUGCGUGGUCAGAGGGUACCGUGCACUGGGCUUUUUACUUUGGACACACCAGAGGUGGAGAUCGAUACAAAGCCUAGCGUUGGUGCUUUGAGUACAGGCAUUCCAGAGCUUCCAAGCGACCGACUCGAAAUUGCAACGACAAUGUCUGAAGAUGAUCACCUGCAGUGCUCUUUCUGCCAGUGUCUCGGGUAGGCAUGUGCUGUUUAUAAGCUACGCUGGUCUCUUUGCCAGUGUCUCCGGUAGGAAUGUGCUGUGCAAUGCUGUGCACCAUUGUGCACCGCUCUCUUUCCUGUGUCUCGGGUAGGACAGUACUGCGCGUAUUUGGAAGAGUGCGGAAACGGCGUUUGUCGUCAGUGUUCGCUAUUCCAAGAACUUUUUGGCUACCCUGGGACCUUUGUGCUUCCUGAGAUG
Durusdinium trenchii is the source of this 1215-nucleotide messenger RNA. Lineage: Eukaryota; Dinophyceae; Suessiales; Symbiodiniaceae. The record is from the annotation of a GenBank genome assembly.